AUGGCAGAUGAGAUGUUGCCAGCCUCCGAUGACGCUGUACCGGCGCAUCCGACAAAACCAGAAUCAGCUUCAGUGAAUGGAAACGAGGGUAACAUCUCUACAGACAGUUUGCAGAGUACAUCAGGCAAUGGUUCUGAACGCAAAAGGAAAAAGUGGCCAUCUGAUGAAUCUACUGUUGCAGAAAUGAUGCUCAAAGUGGCCAAAGUCUGGUUGGACAUGGAUCUGUCCAUCAUUGAAGGAGCCAAGACUGCCCAGUGGGAAGCCCUACUCCGUGUGUUGGAGAUAGAUGAUCUUUUCUUCAAAGGCAUUUAUUGGAAGACAAUCAGUUCCAAAUUUGAGGAAUACGUCAACAAGUUCAAGAAACAAAUGCGUCCUUGUUCAGGAGGUUUGGGCAAUGCAUCUGGUAAUGCUCGCCAGUCCUAUGGUGAAAGGGAGCAGGUUCAAACGAGCAUGAUCCGCUGUUGGAGGUGCUCUGAAUGCACGCUGACAUACCAUAUUCAUUGGGAAUGCGCUAUCCCCAUAUAG
Molecule: messenger RNA, 525 nt
Organism: Guillardia theta CCMP2712
Lineage: Eukaryota; Cryptophyceae; Pyrenomonadales; Geminigeraceae
Exons: 2
Coding region: 1-525 (174 amino acids)
Source: RefSeq, a predicted model, not a curated record